GCCGCGAUAACAGAGCCGGAGAUAGAGAUGACAAGCGAUGAGGCUCUUGCCGUUGGAGACGAAGCUUCAGGGCCGUCACUGGCGCCAGUUCCUUCGUCGGAUGAUGGAGACAUGUCUGGAGUCGGAGAUGGCGGAGAGGAGGCGGUAGGUGCGUCGGACGAGCUGGUAGGACCUUCAGAAGAAUCACCGGAGCUUGAGUCAGGGCUUGAAGCCGGAGUUUUGGCUGAUGAUGACUUUGGAGGCUUUGCGGUGUUACCGCUGUUUGAAGAUGGGGAAGGGCUUGGAGUUCCGGUAGAGUUUUUCUUGGCCAUGGUCGGAGCAGCCGUAGGCGCUGAGGUUGGAGCGGAGGCUGUGGGUGGUGAUUUUGGGGAUGCUGCGGCGGCGGGAGAAGGAGAGGUUGAGUUCUUUUCGCCGUUGGAUUUCGGCGAGUUUGCCGGUGUUGGAGGAUCGGCGGCUAAUACGGCGGUGACGGCUAAUGCGGCCACGGCGAGAGAUAGGAGCUUAAGUGUCAUUAGUGCAGUGUUUAUUGAAGCUAUGCCGAAAAGAACAGCAGAAGCGCGUCCGUCGUCAUCUGAAGUCCAAAGAAACAAACCAGAUACUUUUGGUAAUUAUAGAUCUCAAGUAGCUGAGCUUUUGUCUCAAGGUGAGAGGAUCUCACAUCAUGAUCAACAACAACAAGCCAAUGAGAGGCAUUCUCAGAGUGUAAUAGGAGCGGGGAUGUCGAACAUCGAGAAAGAGAAUUUGAAUGUUUUGUUAAGGCAGUGUGUGAGGAAUCUAACUCCAGAAGUUGAUGAGAUGCAGGAGUGUGUAUGUUCUCUGUACCUGAUUUCUCAGCUAGGGAACAAAUGUCAGUCAUCCUCACCGAGCAAUCUUGUUCCUGAAGAAUCCGGAGGAGCGAGAGAAGAUGAUAUUCAACUACUUCUGAGGUCUGACCCUGAUAUGGUCAAGAACAUAACGUCCCAGUAUUCAAAUGUUCUGCUGUCAAAACUGGACAAUAUGCAGCAGGAACUCGAGAAACUUCUUGAUGAUGUGGUGGCCACUUGCAGACCUAUGACUCGUGGUGAAAUUCGGGAGCUUCAGAAAUCAAUCAAGGAGCUACCUGAAAGAAAUCUCAACCGCGUCGCUGAAAUAGUAGGAAGCCAUUACAUAACAUCUGACAAAGAUUUCAACGAUAAUGUUAUCGUUAACCUGGAUCAGGCGGACAACAUCAUGUUAUGGAGAUUGCAUUUCUAUGUAAGAGCAGUCAAGAGUGCCCAGAAGCUCGCUCCCUAGCUAACUUUGGCUGUAUAUAUGGUUAGAGAUGGUGUGAUGGUCUAAACCGGUUUAAAUAUUUCCUAGUUUUUUUUCAUGAUUAGUCCGGUUAGGCAACGGUUCUA
Molecule: messenger RNA, 1376 nt
Organism: Arabidopsis arenosa
Lineage: Eukaryota; Viridiplantae; Streptophyta; Magnoliopsida; Brassicales; Brassicaceae
Source: the annotation of a GenBank genome assembly